Messenger RNA from Betta splendens (Siamese fighting fish), 5218 nucleotides. It is a transcript of the gene sec31a, whose product is annotated as SEC31 homolog A, COPII coat complex component. The record is from RefSeq and is a predicted model, not a curated record. Lineage: Eukaryota; Metazoa; Chordata; Actinopteri; Anabantiformes; Osphronemidae. The coding region runs from base 212 to 4234 and encodes 1340 amino acids. Gene Ontology annotation, cellular component: COPII vesicle coat; endoplasmic reticulum exit site. Gene Ontology annotation, biological process: endoplasmic reticulum to Golgi vesicle-mediated transport; COPII-coated vesicle cargo loading; intracellular protein transport. Gene Ontology annotation, molecular function: protein binding; structural molecule activity. The transcript is spliced from 28 exons.
CGCGUUGCUUUGUGCCACGUUGAUGGAGACCAGUGGGGACGUGGAAAUCUGUCUGGAGUCCGCUGCUGGGACCGGCUCGCCUCUUUCUUAUUCUUUGUACAGCCGUUAAUCUUUAAGCAGGGCCGAAAGGACAAGUUCUGUGUUUAGACGGUGCCAGUGUCUGUCAUUUAUUAUAUGAUUGUUUAUGAAAAAAGGCGGAACAAAGUGAAGGAUGAAACUCAAAGAGAUCAACCGCACAGCUAUCCAGAGCUGGAGUCCUGCACAGCACCACCCCAUAUACCUGGCAACAGGAACAUCAGCUCAGCAGCUGGAUGCCUCCUUCAGCACCAAUGCCUCCUUGGAAUUUUUUGAGCUGGACUUGGGUGACUCAUCCCUGGACAUGAAAUCAUGUGGCAGCUUCGCCUCCACUCACAGGUACCACAAACUGGUUUGGGGUCCCUAUGGGAUGGAUAGCGAGGUUCAUCCGUCCGGUGUCCUCAUCGCAGGAGGCGAGAAUGGUAACGUUAUUCUGUACGACCCUGCAAAGAUCAUUGCUGGAGAGAGUGAUGUGAUCAUUGCUGAAAGCGACAAGCACACAGGGCCAGUGCGGGCUCUCGACGUAAACCCAUUCCAGACAAACUUGGUUGCAUCAGGUGGGAAUGAGUCAGAAAUUUAUAUCUGGGACAUGAAUAAUUUCAGUUCUCCAAUGACACCUGGACCUAAAACCCAGCCUCUGGAGGACAUCAGCUGUGUGUCGUGGAACAGGCAGGUGCAACACAUUCUGGCCUCCGCUAGCCCCAGUGGCCGUGCUUCAGUGUGGGACCUCCGCAAGAAUGAUCUCAUCAUUAAAGUCAGCGACCACAGCAACAGAAUGCAUUGUUCUGGGCUGGCCUGGAACCCAGAAGUGGCCACUCAGCUGGUGCUGGCAUCAGAGGACGAUCGGAUGCCGGUCAUCCAGAUGUGGGACUUACGCUUUGCUACCUCUCCUCUCAAGAUUUUAGAAAACCACACACGGGGUAUCCUGUCAAUUGCCUGGAGCUUAGCUGAUCCAGAGUUGCUCCUGAGCUGCGGGAAAGACAACAGGAUUCUGUGCUGGAAUCCAAACACAGCAGAGGUGCUGUACGAGCUGCCCAUCAGCAGUCAGUGGUGCUUUGACAUCCAGUGGUGUCCCAGGAACCCUGCAGUGCUGUCGGCUGCAGGGUUUGACGGACACAUCGACAUCUAUUCCAUCAUGGGAGGAAGCAGCCAGGCUCAAAGCCAGAGACACGCUGACCAGAUCAGCAACUCGUUUGGGAACAUGGAUCCUUUUGGGACAGGACAAACGUUGCCCCCGCUGCAGCUUCCCCAGACGUCUGCUCCUCCAGCUACAGUAAACCCCUUAAAGAAACCACCCAAGUGGAUCCGCAGACCCGUAGGAGCCUCGUUCGCUUUCGGAGGGAAGCUGGUUUCUCUGGAGAACACAAAGCCCAACCCUCAGCAACCUCAGCAGCCCACCUCACACGUGGUGCACAUCAGCCAGGUCGUUACAGAAACGGCCUUUUUGAAGCGCUCGGAGCAACUGCAGGCGACUCUGAGCGCAGGCAGCUUCGUGGGUUUCUGCCAGCAGAAGAUCGAUGCAGCUGGAAACCAGUUUGAAAGAACCGUGUGGUCUUUCCUCAAGGCUAAUUUUGAAAGUGAUAUUCGGAGCAAGUACCUUGAACUUCUGGGAUACAACAAAGAGGAAUUAGCAUUAAAGAUUUCAGCUGCGCUAGAGGAAAAACCUCCCAAAGUGGAUGUUCCCACUCCAGCCAACCUCAGCCUUUUGCUGCCUGCUGACACUCCUGAGGCAGCGUUUGAUAUGAUUGCUGCUGCAAACCUUCAGCCGGCAGCCACACUGGAGGUGGACUCUGCUCCCGAAACCAAUGCUGAGGAGCUGGCAGCAGUAAAAGACCUUGACAGCGAGCCAGAAGCGAAUGUGGACCAGGUUCUCUCACAGGAGGAAGAGGAGGAUGAGAUCCCGUUGGAGGAGGAGGCAACAACACCAGUGGAGGAAGAUCCCAGUCCUGCUGAUGCCUUAGCCCCAGCUGAGGAUUUCACUAUUGUGCCACCUCCAGCUCCCACCCCUGCUGGAGGAGUCAGCCUCGGCAUCAGCCAAGAUGUGGACGGACUGAUCACACAGGCUCUGCUCAUUGGAGACUUUGAGGGAGCUGUUGAGCUCUGUCUCCAUGACAACCGCAUGGCAGACAGCAUCAUCCUGGCCAUCGCGGGAGGGGCCGAACUCUUGGAGAAAACCCAGAAGAAAUACUUUACGAAAACACACAGCAAGAUAACAAAGCUGAUCAGUGCAGUGGUGAUGAAAGACUGGUAUGACAUCAUGAAGAUGUGCGACCUUCACAACUGGAAGGAAGCUCUGGCCGCUGUCAUAACUUACGCUCAGCCUGAAGAGUUCUCCGCCCUCUGUGACCUUCUCGGAGGGAGACUGGAAGCCGCAGAAGACGCUCAGCUACAAGCGCAGGCCUGUCUGUGUUACAUCUGUGCUGGCAACGUGGAGAAGCUUGUGUCUUGUUGGACCAAAGCACAGGAUGGAAACUGUCCUCUGUCUCUCCAGGACCUGGUAGAGAAGGUUGUGGUGCUGCGUCGUGCAGUGGAGCAGACUCAGAGCUCUGGUCCUGCUGCUAUUGGCGUCCUGCUGGCUGAUAGAAUGAGCCAGUACGCCAACCUGCUGGCCUCCCAGGGCAGCCUGUCCACCGCCCUCACCUACUUGCCAGACAACACCAGCCAGGUCGCCAUACAGCAGCUUCGUCUUCGCCUCAGCCGGGCUCUGGGACAGCAGCCGGCAGCUCCGGCGGCACCGGCGCAAACCCGGAGAUCUCAGCCUCAGCUGCCAGCCCCUCAGCACGGCUCAGCCCCUCGCCAGCACCCCUUCGCCCCGGUCCAACCCGCCAUGGUGCCUCCAGCCACUGCAGCAGCUCCAGUGCUCGCGCCUACGUCCGCUCCCGCUCCAUCACAGCCGCAGUAUUACCAGCCAGUGAGGGCUGCAUCCACAGUCACCUCCUGGAGUAACCAAACUCCCACAGCCCUCCCCAAUGUCCCCUCUCCACUCCAAGUAGGCAGCGCCUCAGACCAGAAGGUGGAGCCUUCGAGUCCUGUGUAUGGUUUGUCUGCCUUCGGUUCAGCUGCUCCACUUCCGGCCUCGUCAGCUCCUGCGUACAUGUUCUCCCAGCAGUACCAGCCCUACCCCCAGGUCAACCAGUACCCACCUGGAGCUGGGGGGGCGCCUAUCUAUCAGCCUCUUCAGUAUUCCUCCUCUGCUGCUCCUCACCCCCCAGAGCCGUCAGCUCCUCCUCACCCCCCUGGCUUUCUCUCUCAGUACACACAGUUCGUCCCUUCUCAGCCAUCCCCUCCUGUCUAUGGAGCACCUCCUCUCAACCAGUGCCCGGCCUCUUCUCCUCCUUUCUUUGCACCCUCUUCCUCCUCCUACUUUUCUGCCUCUCCGUCCUCCGGAGACUCUUACCAGCAUGGCGGCCCAGGAUCUCCUGUGUCGUACAUGGCUCAUCCUCCACCAGGCGGAGUCUCAGGUACACAUCUUGACCUGGAGUUGAUCCCGGCCUCUCAGAGAACAGGGCCUCAGAAUGGCUGGAAUGACCCACCGGCCCUGAGCAGAGCACCAAAGAAGAAGCAGGUUCCAGAGAACUACACCCCCCCGGCCCCCAUCACUGCUCCCAUCAUGGCUCCUCUGGGCGCUGACCCUCAGGUUCAGCUGGUGUCUUCUGGGGCCCCCCAGGUCCCCUUCUCAGGCAUGCACCAGCAGCAGCAAUCGCUCCCCCCUGCAGCCAUGAACCCUGCCAUGCCCACGACCAGUAUGGAAGGUGCACCAGGAGCACCCACUGGAGAAGUCAUACAGCCUCUGCAGUCCAUCCCGGCUGAGAAGAUCCUGAAGAAGCCGAUUCCUGAGGAGCACCUGGUCCUGAAGACCACAUUUGAGGCUCUGAUCCAGAAGUGUUUGGCUGUUGCCACAGAUCCUCAAACUAAGAGGAAGCUCGACGAUGCCAACAAACGCCUGGAAGCUCUCUACGACAAACUCAGAGAGCAAACGCUGUCUCCUGCUAUUGUUGGAGGUCUACACAACAUAGCCAGGACUAUUGAGUCCCGGUCCUACACGGAGGGCCUCAACAUCCACACCCACAUAGUCAGUAACAGCAACUUCAGCGAGACGUCAGCGUUUAUGCCCGUACUCAAGGUGGUGCUGACACAAGCCAACAAACUGGGAGUGUGAUCGGGCAGAAUUAGAAACUCCAGAGUCCUGAGCUGGAGGACGCUGGAGCAAAGUCGAGCGGAGCAUUGUGUUAAAAACUGUCGGUCUCUAGUUUCACAGGAAGUAAUGAAGAAUUCUGAGGUGUUUUGAAACACUGUUCAGUUCUUCUUUAUGUUAUUUGUGUUUUCAGAGCUCAUGCUUUCAGCAGCCACAGAGGUGAACAUAAAUCCUGACAAUUAAAGGGCUACACACAUUAAUGAAGCUACCAACAUAGUCUGUCAACACUAAAGAUCUGUUUGUAAUUCAUCCUUGUAGUCUCAUGAAUUAAAUGAGUAUUUGAAAUGUACUGUUAAAAUCAAAUCUGCAAAUGGACAGAGUUGUCGUGAGCAAAGGAUUCCAUGGGCAUUUCUUUCAAACUAAAUCUGGUCAUGGGCUUUUGUAAACAAAUGUAUAUUUGUAGCUGUUAUUGCAAGUUCAGCAUGUUUUUACGCCCACAGUUGCGCAAUUAUGCAAUCACUAAGGAAAUGUUUCUGGAUGUUGUUUAUCCUCAUAUUAGUCCAAUGCCAGAUCAAAUCACACACCCUUUAAUACAAUGUUGGAGGGCGCUUUAUUUUGAAAUGUAAAUGCAUCAUUGUCUGCAUGUAUAUUGCAGCAGAUAAACAUAAUAAGCAUCAUAUAAAGCAGGUCAUUGUUUAGACCUAAUGCCAGUUGUCAUUUUGCUGACUACACACAAAUGUUGGAACAAGAUGUCUGAGACGUGUCGGUGCAAAGCAGAACAAUCCCAGUGUAACGUGUGCAUGCUUAAAAAACGCUACCAGUCGUUUUUAAUUGUCCGCUGCUUACUUAGACCUCAGAAGGAGCCUGGAAGGAGACCUGUACUUGACUUUCAUUCCAUCUGUGGCGAGCGCUGGUGGCUGAGUGGUCAACCUCAUGCUAACAAAAGAAAACAAGCUUUUGACUACAUGCAAUAUUUUCAAUAAAUAGUAUUUAUUUACAAUACCAAAA